AUUGUCUCAUUGUCUCUUGUGACAGAGGCUCUUUGUGGGUCUGGGGUUGUUUAAGGACGAGACACUGAGGCUUUCUUCUUCUGCUGUCAGAUAAAUACAUUGUGUGUGUGACACACACACACUUAUUUACCCCCGCUCUCUUCUCUGUCCUCAGAUGUGAAGAUGAAGUUCUCUCUCGCCCUGCUGCUCUGCGCCGCCGUCCUCUCAGUCGGCGCAGCUAUCCGCUGCUACAGCUGUAAGGACUACAGCGGCAGCUGCUCCAAGCAGAGAGACUGCAGCUACGACGACGCAUGUCUCACCCUCAGUGAGAGGGGAGGGAUGACUUUCCGUCAGUGCCUGAAGUACACAGACUGCGAGUACAGCCGGCUGUCUCAGAUGUUUCCACAGGUGUCGAGUUUCACCUUUAAGUGCUGUAACUCGGACCUGUGUAACUCCGCCCCCUCGGCUGCAGCGAGCUCUGUGAUUGGUCUGCUGGCCUCAGCUGGCGUCCUCUGGUGGUGCGUUCACUGAUCGGCGCGCCCUGUGGCUGAAACACGACACAGCAGUUUCUCUAACAUUGAUAUUUCUUGUAAAGACGUGAUGUUUAUGCUUUUU
Molecule: messenger RNA, 594 nt
Organism: Eleginops maclovinus (Patagonian blennie)
Lineage: Eukaryota; Metazoa; Chordata; Actinopteri; Perciformes; Eleginopidae
Product: CD59 glycoprotein-like
Exons: 4
Coding region: 163-510 (115 amino acids)
Source: RefSeq, a predicted model, not a curated record